This is a messenger RNA of Phyllopteryx taeniolatus (common seadragon), 6960 nucleotides long. RefSeq names its product suppressor of cytokine signaling 7 (gene socs7). Gene Ontology annotation, molecular function: 1-phosphatidylinositol-3-kinase regulator activity. Gene Ontology annotation, cellular component: phosphatidylinositol 3-kinase complex. Lineage: Eukaryota; Metazoa; Chordata; Actinopteri; Syngnathiformes; Syngnathidae. The record is from RefSeq and is a predicted model, not a curated record. The transcript is spliced from 10 exons. Gene Ontology annotation, biological process: phosphatidylinositol phosphate biosynthetic process; intracellular signal transduction. Bases 701 to 2950 code for a protein of 749 amino acids.
UAGUCAGUGACAUAUGGUUUCUCUCCGUUGCUUUGCUCCCACCUGUCUUACAAAAUCUGAAUUGCACUCACGAGCUCUUGCUUUGUUAUGAGGACCUUUAUUGUCCUCUUUUUGAGUUAUUUUAAAAUGACUCCACGGAUGAGCAAAAACGUGUUUCAUAAUGUAUUUUUAUUAUUUGUAAGGUUUUUACUGUUAAUAUUAUGAUUUCAUGUCUAAGGAAGCCUUUUCCCCAAAAAAUUAAAAUGACUUUCUAAAUAACUUACUCUGAGAGACAGGCACAGAAAUCUUGAAAUCUUGCGCCUGAAUAUUAUCGUAGGAAAUCAAAGUCAAGGUCAUGUGAUCAUCGUCGUGAUGCUGAGCGGGUGGGACCUGGAUGGAGAACAAGGUUGCCGGUGGUCGCGUCGCUGUGGUGGGGGGAGCCAUCCUGAGCGCCUGCCUGCCUGCGCUGAGCUGCGCUCACUGACCGGGGACAAUCGACGUAUGAGGCCGGCCUCCGCGGGCCAAGCGCGCCGCCGCAGAGGAUGAACGCGGCGGCCGACGUCUCGUCGUCUCUUUUCGGCUUUUUGUCUGCUGCGCCUCGACGGGAGGGAGUCGUGGCCCCGCUUCAGCUGCCUCAUAUUCGGCUUGCGCUGCUUUCGCCGUCGCUAUGUGACGCGCGCAUCGCCUGCUGAUCGUGUGCGCGCCUGCCUCCAGAGCCACAAUGGCGAACGACGCGCAGGAAAUAUCGCCUGACUUCGUGCUCAUGCGCCUGGUCUCCGCCGCCGAGGAGGACCGUCCGGACGCGGAGAGCGGCGCCGCGCCGCCGGGGGGGGUCGCGGUGGCUGGGCUGGGCCGGGAGGCGCUGGCUCACAAAGCGGCCUUGGAGCUCAGCCGAGACGCGGGCCUCGAGCGGAACAAAGCCCCGGCGAGCGGCGGCCGCGGUCGUGGCCCGGCUGCACCUGACGUGCCGUGUGCUCCUCCCAGGCCGCUGAGCCCCGCGCAGGCCCCGGGAUGCGAGUUCGGCCCCGGUCUGCGGCCUCAGCUGCUGGUCUUCUCGGACCUCGUGCGGAGCGGGGACGGGAUCUUAGAACUGAACGAGCGCAGGACUUCUCUGGGCUUGGACCUGCAGAACCCGGGGGCAGGUUGCUCCGAGCCGACCCUCAGUAACAACACCGGGACCCCGGAAGAGGUCCAGCAGCAUAUGGAGCAACUGGACGGGACCUGGGGCGCGCGUCCUCCGGUCCCUGGGUCAACAGAGCAGCAAGGAUCUGCGGAAGUGUGCCACGGACACCGACUCCUGGCCGGCCCGCCCAAGUGGCCCUCGCUGUCGGUAGGCUCCACCGGGUGGACGUGCACCGGCCGGGACCGAGAGGGGGCCGUGUUGGAGCUCGCCCGGAGGUUCGGGGAGCUGGGGGUGGGCGCGGUACCAAAGAUGCUCCUCAAAGCGGGCGAGCUCCCGCAUUGCGCGUGUCAGAGACCACACGCGCCGGGCGAGGAGGACGGCGACGACCCGGCCGUCACCAGCGACGCUCUGCUGGUUCUGGAAGGGCUGGGCCUGCAGGACCAGAGUCCGGACGACCGAGAGCGGCAGCGACACUUUUUAGUCGGCACGAAACCAGAACUCGAAAUGAGUUCCUUUCGGGCGGAAGUGACGGAGGAGGAGGAGGUCAGCAGCGGCGGGCGAUCCCGAGUGGCCGACCCUCUUUUACAGGCCUCCCCUUGGACUGGCAGCCAGGCGUCCACCCCCCGCAGGAGACCGGAGAGGUGCGCCAGUGCCCCGCGGACCCCAGGCGCGGCGGCCAAGACCGCCAAGCCCAAGAAGGGUUCGCUGAGGGUCCGCUUGAGCAGGUUGUUUCGCACCAAGAGCUGCAGCGGCUCCUCGCACCUGCUGGACCGGGACCGCAGGACCCCCGUCGGGGGGCAGGCGGACGCGCACUUGAGCGCGUCUGGACCUGCGCUGGACUCAGACAGCCUGGAGCACGAGGCCAGCCGUCUGAGCCGCGCCCACAGUGCCUUCUCCCCCACCUCCCUGGCUGCCUUCACAGGUGAGACGGUGUCUCUGGUGGAUGUGGACAUCUCUCGGCGAGGGACCGCCAACACGCCUCACCCGCCCACGCCGCCGCCUCCACCGCGACGAAGUCUCAGCCUUUUAGACGACAUCUCGGGUCCCCAGUCGGGCGGCUUCCUGUUGAGCGUGAUGGGCGCGUCCUUGCAGUCCCUCCCCCUGCCACUCCCCCCACCCGCUCCUCCCUCGCACGCCACCAUGCAUCACAGCCUCAGCCUCAACGACGCUUUCCUGCGGGUGCUUCCUCAUUCCAACCCAUCACAGGCCGACGCGCCGCCUUCCUCCAGCCAGGCCCCGCCGCCCAUGCUCUGCGCCCUCCGACGCUCGGAAGCCAGCAACUUCACUGCCAGCCUCAGAGAGCUGGAGAAGUGUGGCUGGUACUGGGGUCCGAUGAACUGGGAGGACGCAGAGAUGAAGCUCAAGGGCAAACCCGACGGAUCUUUCCUGGUCCGAGACAGCUCCGACCCGAGAUACAUCCUCAGCCUCAGCUUCCGCUCGCAGGGCGUCACGCACCAUACUCGCAUGGAGCACUACCGCGGCACGUUCAGCUUGUGGUGUCACCCCAAGUUUGAGGACCGCUGCCACUCGGUGGUGGAGUUCAUCGAGCGCGCCAUCAUGCACUCCAAGAACGGAAAGUUUCUCUACUUCCUGCGCUCCAGAGUACCAGGACUUCCUCCGACGCCGGUACAGCUUCUGUAUCCCGUGUCUCGCUUCAGCAACGUUAAGUCUCUGCAGCACCUCUGCAGAUUCUGCAUACGCCAAAUCGUGCGCAUCGAUCACAUCCAACAACUUCCACUGCCCAGGUCACUGGUGUCGUACCUAAGUAAGUUUUAUUACUACGACCCCGAGGAGGAGAUGUACCUGUCAAUCAAAAGCAUCCGGCCGACGCUGGAGGUGCACACGUAGCACAAACAACAAAAACAACAACAUGGCCCCCUUCGCCAUUCACCCGAACCGGGAGGAAGUGCUUAGACCCGUUUGGCCAAUUGCGGAAGUAGGUUGUACAUGUACCAGAUUGUUCACACUUUUUAGCCUAACUCAAUAGUUAUUAGCAUUCGUGUCAUAGCCUGUAACAUUCUACAUUAUAAGUUUAAAUCUAAAUAAAAAAUACUUUGUUUUUUACAUUUUCUGUAUUUAAAAAAUAAAAUAAAACAUGCAGUAUCUUAUACCAUUCAACGUUUUUGAAGUUUACUUUUUAAAUGAAAAUGAAAAAUGAAAAUAAGUCUAAUACUGUAACAUUCAUCUUCUUUUUUUUUUUUUUUUUACAUUUUUGUAAUUUCUUGUAUUAAAACAAAUGUGCGAUAUCUUGUAACAUUUAGCUACAAUCAAGAAAUGUAUUUAAUUUUAAAGAAACAUUAUUUUUAAAUUAUUUAAAUUAAAUGUAUAAAAUGUUGAAAUAAAACUAUUAACUUUCAGUUUUCAUUUGAUGAAUACAAUUUUUCAAGUGUGCCGUUUUAGUAUUUUAAUAUGAUAGAAAUUCAUCCAUCCAUUUUCUGAGCCGCUUCUCCUCACGCGGGUCGCGGGCGUGCUGGAGCCUAUCCCAGCUGUCAUCGGGCAGGAGGCGGGGUACACCCUCAACUGGUUGCCAGCCAAUCGCAGGGCACAUACGAACAAACAACCAUUCACACUCACAUCCACAUCCACACCUACGGACAAUUUAGAUUCCCCAAUUCAUGCAUGUUUUUGGGAUGUGGGAGGAAACCGGAGUGCCCGGAGAAAACCCACGCAGGCACGGGGAGAACAUGCAAACUCCACACAGGCGGGGCCGGGGAUUGAACCCGGGUCCUCAGAACUGUGAGGCUGACGCUCUAACCAGUCGCCCACCGUGUCGCCCUGUAUUACUUUAAUUAAAUGUAAAUGAAAUGUUAAUUGAAUAAAUUGUGUAAGAGCUUUUAACAUUUAACGUUUGCAAAAUAUUUUUUAAUUGAAAGUAGUGUAAUAUCUUGUAACGUUUGACUGUAAAUGUUUUACAUUUAUUUGUUUUUUUCAAAAAGUGUGCCAUUUUUGUAUUUUUUUUUUAAAUACAUGGAAACAUCCAUCCAUUCAUCCAUUUUCCGUACCGCUUAUCCUCGCUAGGGUCGGGGGGUGUGCUGGAGCCUAUUCCAGCUAUCUUUGGGCGAGAGGCGGGGUACACCCUGAACUGGUCGCCAGCCAAUCACAGGGCACAUAGAAACAAACACACUCGCACUCGCAUUCACACCAAUGGGUAAUUUCGAGUCUUCAGUGAGCCUACCAUGCAUGUUUUUGGAAUGUGGGAGGAAACCGGAGUGGCCGGAGAAAACCCACGCAGGCAGAGGGAGAACAUGCAAACUCCACACAGGCGAGGUCGGACUUGAACCCGGGUCCUCAGAAUUGUGAGGCCGAUGUGCUAACCAGUCGCCCACCAAAUUUAAUUGAACAGAAAUUUUUAUUGAAUAAAUUGAGUGAUAUGAUGUAAUUUUCAAUUUUGUUUCUAUAUUUUUAAAUAAACAUUUGUUUCUUUUAAUGUUUGACUUUAUUUUGGACUUUUUUCUUAAUUGUUUUUGCAUUUAGAGUGCGUAAUAGCUUGUCAGGUUUAACUUCGAAAUAAUGAAUUUUUAUCACAUAACUUUAUUUUAAAAUAUAUUUUAUUUUAAAAAAUGUGAUAUAUUCAAUAAUAUAAAUAGAAUAACUUCGUAAAUGUAAUAUCAAAUAAUAUUUGGAUUUUUUUUACAUGUUUGUAAUAUUUUUAGAUAAAAAAUAAAUAAAAAAGUAAAAUAAAAUAAACAUUAAAAAAUGGCAUCUUGUAAUAUUCACAUUUAAAAGUGACCUAAUGCUUUAAUUAGAAGAACGAACAUCCGUAUAUGAUGAUAAUGAUGAUGAUAAUGAUAAUUGUUGUUCUUAUUGCAGGCUGCUUCGUGGAGGCCUGAGUGGAAUGAGCGGUCGCUGGAAGGAGGACCUGUUGCUGCUCCAGCUCCUCUUGUUCUUGUUCUUCUUGUGUGGACUGUCAAUUCAGCACGGAGGAGAAUUUUGCCGGUGCUGGUGUUGUUUCUCAAAGUUCUGCUUGGAGAUCAAACAACAGCUGCACUCAAAAGUGCUUUUUUGGUUUGUUUGUUGUUUGUUUCUUUGGACAACUCCUCCUUUUUCUCUCCAGACUUCUCUUUCUCUUACUCUCUUUCUGUCCAGUGAUGCUCUCAGGGCAGACCCCAGCACCCCCCCACCCCACCCCCACCCCCACCCACACACACACACACACACACAAACACCAUUUAUAAUACACAAACUUUUAUUUUAUGCUUUAUGUUGUCUCCUCAAUGUAAGGAGACCUUCAAAACUCAUACAGCAGCACCCCUGGAAAGUUAAGGGAAAAAAAAGCCCCUGGCACCAGGUCCACCCAUCAACAUGAAAUUGAGUGGACAUGUCUAUCAUAACAGGAUGCACUAAAAAGUCUCAAGGACCCAUACCCAUUUUGGUUUGAAACAGCCAUUUUAGGGUCAAUUUGGCCAUUCACAUGAAUUUUAAAAAAUUAGCCCCUCCCACUAGUUUCACUGAUCGACAUGAAACUGGGUCUGUCACAGGAUGCAUCAAAAAGUCUAAGGACCCAUGCCUGAAGCUUAACAGGAAGUCCCUGACAUCAGUUUCACCAAAUUUACAAGAAAUUUGCUGUACAUUACUAUCAAAAAAGGACACACUAAAAAGUCUCAAGGACCCAAUUUUGAUCAGGAAGUCGGCGAUUUCGAUUGGAUGCAGCAUUGCGCCAAAGUUUGAUGAUCAUCUGGUUGAUCUAAUUAUCUACACUAGAUUGUGGAUUUAAUGAAGUGGCUGCUAAGUGUAUACAUGUCAGUGGUUGACUAACCUUAGAACACAGUGUGUGUGUGUUUGUGUGCCCUAAGUCAUUCACGUGUUGAAUUGUGUUUCCUCGUUCUGUUUCUCACGAGAUGGACACUUUUUUAAAUCAACUUUAAAGCAAAAAAUGAAAACUUGUGACGUCUGGUUUUUUUUGGGUUUGUUUUUAUUUCCUCUCGACUCCAAAUGUCCUCAGCAGAGGUUUCUGUCCAUUUUCUAUCCCGUUUGGGGUUGUAGUACCAGAUCAGGGAUUAAGUAGAUAUCAAAACUCUGUUCACCCCUGUUCAAAUGCCAGGUUUCUGUGGUAUUCAAAAAAUGGGACCGAGAUAAGAUGUUUUUCCACCAUUAAUGUGACCCAUAACCUCUAAAUAUCUAUUCAAAGUAAUCUUUUAGUGAGGGGAAGUAAAAUAAACAACUGCGGUUGUAUAAGUGUGCACACCCUCUUAUGACUGGGGAUGUGGCUGUUGAGAAUUAACCAAUCACAUUUAAAGGGGCAAUCAAUACACACCAUUUAAAGUGCCUCUGAACCCCAAACGAAGUUCAGCUGUUCUAUUAGGCUUUUCUUGACAUUUUUUUGCAUUGUAGCAGAAGCCUGAAGAUUUUGCGCUAAUGAUGAUUGUUCUUUGGAACGUGUCCAUCCACCAAGCCCCCAGUUCAGUUAAAGAAAAACAGCUCCUGUUCAUGAUGCUGCCACCUGUAGGUAUGGUGUUCUUUUGGUGAUGAGCGCUGUUGUUUUUGCGCCAAACUUGCCUUUUACAAAUAUAACCAAAACGCCUUUAAUCUUGUAAUAUUACAACAUUUUAAAAUGUUAUUUUAAUCUCUUAAGAUUGCGACUUUAUCAUAUCAGUAAUAAUAAUAAACAUUGUUCAAUAAAUUUCUCUGACAAUGUUGUCAAUCUAAAGCAAGGUAAAGGCAGAAUGUCUGCGCUUGUGUAGCUACUAAGUGUGAUUGGUCGACGGGUUGCCCAUCUUGUUCAGACCGCCCGCCCCUCAAGUCUCACAUUGGAUCUUCGUCACGUCACUCAAACUUGAGUCCUGCUCUAAUAGGCUGCAAACCCGUGUGGGCAACCUUCAAAGAAACGCUCCGGAGCAAUUUCUCCCCACGCCAUUGGU